Molecule: messenger RNA, 1845 nt
Organism: Mycena indigotica
Lineage: Eukaryota; Fungi; Basidiomycota; Agaricomycetes; Agaricales; Mycenaceae
Product: Peroxidase
Exons: 14
Coding region: 88-1845 (585 amino acids)
Molecular function (GO): iron ion binding; monooxygenase activity; oxidoreductase activity, acting on paired donors, with incorporation or reduction of molecular oxygen
Source: RefSeq, a predicted model, not a curated record
UUCUCCCACCAACCAGGAGCUUCAAGUUCUUUCCCUCGCGCGCACAACGCCCUCCACUCCUACCUCUCGGAAAGGCCACAGCCGACGAUGGUAUCGCCAGGAGUUGCAUACCUUCUCCGUUCCGCCAUCGGCGUGCUGAGCAAGCCCCUCCUUCUCGUGCUGUCGGUGCAUCUGCUCGCCCAUCGCCUGCGUCAACCCGUGCCAGGAUGGGCCACGGUACUUCUUGCCUCCGCAAGCCUGCCAUUGUAUGCCGCGUGGAGCGUCUGGCGGACGAACCGCCGCCAGCGCCGCGAGGCGGAUGCGAUGGGUGCGCGAAUGGCGCCGUAUGUCCCCGGAAAGUGGCCGGGCAACUUCGAUAUCAUGCGGCAGAUGAUGUGGAACCGAGCAAAUGGCUACGUUGGCGACGGGCUGCGCGAGUACACGGAGCAGUAUGGGCCAGUCGUGAACAUUCGGGUGCUGUGGAUAGACAUGCUGUUUACGACUUCGCCAGACCAUCUGAAGCAAAUACUGGCAACUGACUUCAACAACUUUGAAAAGGGUCCUAGGCUCCAUGGCGUCUUGCGCAGUGUUCUUGGCACUGGAGUCUUCAACUCAGACGGGGACAUGUGGAAAUUCCACCGCGGGAUGACGCGGCCGUUCUUCAGCAAGGAACGCGUCAGCCACUUCGACCUUAUUGACAAACACGCCACCUCCGUCAUCGCGACGCUCAAAUCCCGCGCGCGGGCGGGAUAUGCCAUUGACUUCCAAGACCUCAUUGGGCGCUUCACGAUGGACUCUGCGUCGGAGACGCUCUUUGGGACGUGUGUGAACAGCCUCCAGGGCAGCAUUCCGUAUCCGCACAAUGCUCGCUCCGCUGGGACCGGGAUUGGCACCAGCCAGGACAACACAUUUAUCGAGGCGUUCAACGCGGCGCUCGAAUUCGUCACGCGCCGGCAGAUGCGCCGGUCGGUUUGGCCGCUCUGGGAGCUCUGGGGCGACAAGACCGCGCGGCACAUGAAGAUUGUCAGCGCUUUCCUUGAUCCAAUCAUCGCGGCGGCGGUCGAGCGGAAGCGCGUGGCGGAUGCGGCCGGCGCGGGGGGAGACCGGAAGGAAGCGCAGACGCUGCUCGACGAGCUGCUCAACUCGACGUCGGAUGUUAAGGUGUUGAAGGAUGAGACACUCAAUAUUCUCCUCGCCGGGCGUGAUACAACUAUGCAUACGCUUACCAUGGUGAUCUAUUUCUUGUCCCUCUAUCCCGCCAUCUGCGUGCGCCUGCGGGCCGAAAUCUUGACCCAUGUUGGGCCUGCACGUCGGCCGACCUACGAAGACAUUAAGGAGAUGAAGUACCUCCGCGCUGUGAUCAAUGAGGCCUUGAGGCUAUACCCGCCGGUGCCGUUCAACGUGCGCGACUCCAUAGAAGCCACGACCUGGCCGUCGCCCGAUCCGAAUGCGCAGCCGAUAUACGUGCCGGCACAUACCCGGACAGCCUAUUCGGUACUGCUGAUGCAACGCCGGAAGGACCUGUGGGGGCCCGACGCGGACGAAUUCGAUCCCGACCGCUUCCUCGAUGAGCGCGUGCAAAAGUACCUCCUGAAGAACUCGUUCCAGUUCCUCCCCUUCAAUGCGGGCCCGCGCAUCUGCCUCGGGCAGCAGUUCGCGUACAACGAGAUGUCGUUCAUGCUUGUCCGCCUGCUGCAGAACUUCAGUGCGUUUGCCCUCGCGGAGGAUGCCUUCCCGCCGUCAGCGCGUCCGCCCAGCGCGUGGAAGAAGGCCGCGGGGGAGGAAGGCGAUAGAGCGCUUCCGGCCGAAGAUGCACUUGACGAUGUCGAGCGAGGGCGGGAUGUGGGUUCGCGUUGUCGACGCUAA